Messenger RNA from Coniophora puteana RWD-64-598 SS2, 2535 nucleotides. RefSeq lists its product as uncharacterized. The transcript has 5 exons. Bases 797 to 2467 code for a protein of 556 amino acids. The record is from RefSeq and is a predicted model, not a curated record. NCBI's taxonomy places the organism in Eukaryota, Fungi, Basidiomycota, Agaricomycetes, Boletales, Coniophoraceae.
GGAGAGUCCUUAUGCAUUUUGGCAACAACAAUGUAAACGCGCACUUCACGUGUACCUUUGUGUACAUUUCCCCCAGAUUGGUGCCAGUGCGUUCUACAUGAAUGCACCGCCUCUCCCUCUUCCUUGAUGGACUCCAGCUAGCAGAACAGAGGGAUGUUCCCGGGCAUGACAGCCAUUAGUGGGCCCUGCCCUUGCUAAUGCACUGAUACGCUAAACUUAGAAUGUUCAAUCACGUUGUUCGGUCUCUUAUUCGGCACCGGGGUUCUAUACGUUCUUGCUUACACGCCAUGCAGGAAGCCGUGCGGCACCACUGGAAAAAGAUAGCAGUGAAGAUCAAAGGUUCCGACCCCUCACACUGACCCUGGGUCCUCGAGGGUGAUGUACGGUUGGCCUGGGUAAAAAUAGAAGACCGUAUUGGGCAGCUCUCACCAAUGACGAUGGUGCCAACGUCUCCAAGCUCCAUCAUCUGCGCCGAGACACUCCACACACAUUUGGUUCAUUUUUGUUGAUGAGCAUUAUAACUUGACACCAUCCGUUUUUGUGAGCGUCUAUAAGAAGUGGGAUUGAUAACACGGGACGGCACGCUUGCCUUCGCAAGCAGCUGAAGCACGUAUGGGCGUCAAUGGGUACUUCUCGACCCAGACUCCCCUCCACACGCAUGCACACGCAGCGCGAGUGCAAUGUGCUUCAUCAUGCCAGCCCUCUAUUUUAUCCCAGCCGCGAACAAGUCUCGAGAACUACGCCUUCUGUUUAGUGUCUAGUGUCGGACAGUUCUUGCGCAUACCAAGAACUUGGUAUGUUCUUCAUUGUCCCUUUUCUCAUCACUGCGGCAUCAGCCGCGCCCAUCUAUGCCAAGGUCAUCUGCAAGACGACCACGUACCUCGAUAUCGUCGUUUUCUUUGUCACAAACUAUAUCACCCAUGCCGCUACCGUACCCUCUACAGCCGGUACCAAGUGGUACUCAACGGCCACUUGGACGAUCGUCUGUAUCUUCCUCCCCUUUGCAGGCCUUGGCAAGUCCCUCGGUCUUUUCUUCCGCUAUGUCCAAUGCCGGCAGAACGAUAUGGAGAAGGCGCUUGCCCGGGGAGCCCUCAUCUUGGUCAAGAGGUCGAAGGACUGGAAGCCGAAUGAGAUAUCUGCGGAGCAGGUGUACGUCAGGGUAAGGCAGAAUGACCGAUUUCUCACCGAGAAAGAGUUUGGUUCUAUCAAAGUUUCCACCACCGUCCGUAUAACCAUUGAAGAUGACGACAGAAUCAAUGCUAGAGUGGACCCCGCCCAGGUCCGAAUUCACGGUGGGAUGGCGAAGCUUCCUGCAGGAUACGAGCUCGAUUUUGCCGAUUUCUGGGAUCGCUGGCACCUCAACCUCGACAAUGGCAGCCAGCUAAGCUCAUCUCAGAGCUGGGUCAAGAUGGUUACGUCUAUUGCGCAACUUCUGUAUACGUCCCUGACGAUAUACGAGACAGCCGGGCCUCAGCUCGAUGUCUACGGCUAUGCCGCGUACGGCUUGACUGUAUUCCCCUACUUGCUCCAGUCCCUCGUCAAUCUGGCCGCCGUAGGGAUUGCUGGCGACUACUCGUGCGCGUACCUCAUCAACACCGCCAUCCUCACCGAAGCCAACGGCAGGGCGUUGGCACAGUGUGACAACGCGUUCACCGGCAUGGUUGGGCGUCCGGGAAAGCCGGAAGGUGCCACGGUCAUACCAAAUUCAUUUGGGGUGGAGAUGAAGCUGGAGCCUGAAGACGAAGUGAACACGCAAGGAGGGCCCGAAACGCGUAUUCGUGCGGUAGACAUCGGCACCGCGGCAGAAAGCCCCAUAAGUCUGACGCAACCAGCCAGAGAUGACAGCGUGCUUAGCCCUAUCUCUGAGAAGCACGUCGCACCUCCUAAACGUGCCCUCACUAUGCCCCGACCUCAGCGCCGGAAAACGCGCGAUGACUACACCAAGACGCGCGUGCUGUUAAUUACUAGAGCUACCAACAACACCAAUGACACCAAGAGUACCAACAAUGAUGAAUAUGAGACCACCGAGAUGCGUCUUAACCUCGUAGAGGGCCGGCAGCCAGCAGACAUCGAGCUGAUUCUCCCAGCGGCAACCAACCACUGGGUAGCGAAGAUAGCGUCGAACAGCUCCUGGUGGGACGCCUGCCUCGCCUACUGCGGCCUCGUCGCCGCAGUGAUCAUCGUCCUCUUCCUCCCGUACCUCGUCAUCUACCUCCUCACCGGCUUCCACAAGCGGUCCAGCACGCCCGCCGAGCGCGCCUGGCUCAUGGCGUGGUCGAGCGCGAACGACCUCGCGUUCCUUAUCUUCGCACCGCAGUUCCUCACGCCGUACGGGUUCGCGGAUCUGGCGAAUCUCGUGUGGCUCAUCCCGGCGGUGGUCACGUUGAUCGUACCUGCGAUGGGCGGGUUUGUGAUGGUAGCGCGGAUGCAGGCAGCGUCCAAGACCUGUUCUCUCGAUUCUGAUUAGGGUAUAUUCAAGGCUAUGAUGCUACUCAUGCACUGUUUUCAUGUCUUCAAUGCUCUGGUCAUGUUUCU